GCCAGUGGCCGGGGCCGGGUGCUCGCCGGCCCUCCGCUUCUUCAGGGCUCGGGUUCCGCUCGCACAGCGCCGACCCGCCCCGCGGGGCGGACCCCUGGGAUGCUGAGCAGGAGAAGUCCAGCGUCUCAGCCUCGGGGCGUCAGAGGAGAAAGCGGGGCUUUUGCGCGUGAAGCCGCGGUGCGUUCUCGGUCUUCCGGAGGCCGUCUGCGCGUCGAACCCCCGCCAGCCCCGGCCCCGGGUCUUCCUCCGGCGCCGCCGGCGCAGGGCGCCCGGGAGGGUGGGGAGCACCGCGGGAGAGGCGCGACCCGAGCGACGAGGAUGGACGCCGGCACCUGGCGCCUGGGCUGGCGCUGUCUCCUCCUCCUGGCUCUCCUCGGAUCUACCCGGAGUGAGGGCGUGGAGAGCUGCGAAGAAGUUCGGAAACUUUUCCAGUGGCGGCUUGGGGGAGCUGUCAAGGGGCUGCCGGAUGCGCCGCGGGCAGGGCCUGAUCUUCAGGUUUGUACAUCCAAAAACCCAACAUGCUGCAACAGGAAGAUGGAGGAGAGGUACCAGAUUGCAGCUCGGCAAGAUUUGCAGCAGGUGCUUCAGACAUCCAGCUCAACAUUAAAGUUGCUAAUAUCUCGGAAUGCAGCUGCUUUUCAAGAGACCCUGGAAACCCUCAUCAGACAAGCAGAGAACUAUACCAGUAUCCUUUUCUGCAACACCUACCGGAACAUGGCCUUGGAGGCUGCUGCUUCCAUUCAGGAGUUUUUCACGGAUGUGGGGCUUUACUUAUUUGGUGCAGAUGUUAAUCCUGAAGAAUUUGUAAACAGAUUUUUUGACAGUCUUUUUCCUCUGGUCUACAACCAUCUCAUAAACCCUGGUGCGACUGACAGUUCGCUGCAAUACUCAGAAUGCAUCCGAAUGGCCCGCCAGGAUGUUAGUCCAUUUGGCAACAUUCCCAAAAGAGUUAUGGGGCAGAUGGGGAGAUCCCUGCUACCCAGCCGCACAUUCCUGCAGGCUCUGAAUCUCGGCAUUGAAGUCAUCAACACGACAGACCAUAUCCACUUCUCCAAGGAGUGUAACAGGGCCCUCCUGAGGAUGCAAUACUGCUCUCAUUGCCAGAGCCUGAUGCUCAGUAAGCCCUGCAUGGGGUACUGCCUCAAUGUCGUCAGGGGCUGCCUGGCCCACAUGACAGAGCUUAAUCCACACUGGCACGCUUACAUUCGAUCCCUGGAAGAGCUGUCAGAGGCGAUGCAUGGAACCUACGACGUUGAGCACGUGCUCCUGAACUUCCACUUGCUUGUUAACGAUGCAGUGCUGCAGGCUCACCUCAACGGGCACAAGUUACUGGACCAGGUGAAUAAGAUUUGUGGCCAUCCAGUGAGAACAACAACACAGAGCCCCCGCUGUACUUUUGAUCCAAGCAAGGAGAAGCAUGGAAUGAAGAUCUCUGCAAGGAAUGGUGAAGAGACACUUGCCAACAGAAGAAAAGAAUUCAUCAAUAGCCUUAGACUGCACAGGUCCUUCUAUGGUGGCCUGGCUGACCAGCUCUGCAUUAAUGAAUUAGCUGCUGCUGAAGGAAGGCCCUGCUGGAAUGGAGAGGAUGUGGUGAAAAGCUAUGCUCAACGUGUGGUUGGAAAUGGAAUCAGAGCUCAAUCUGGAAAUCCUGAAGUCAGAGUCAGAGGAUCUGACCCCGUGAUAAAUCAGAUCAUUGAUAAACUGAAGCAUGUUAUCCAGUUGUUACAGGGUAGGUCACCCAAGCCCAGCAAGUGGGAGCUCCUUCAGCCGGGCAGUGGUGAUGGCGUGCUGGAGCAGGCUAGUGGAGACUGUGAUGACGAGGAUGGCUGUGGAGGAUCAGGAAGUGGAGAAGUCAAGAGGACGCUAAAGAUCACAAACUGCAUAGGUGUUUUCCUAUGUGUACAUAGAAUUUAACACCUGGGAAUCCGGUGUCAGCAAAAGCUAGAAGGACAGGAACUCCACAGUUCAAGAAACUGUGAACAAGAAGAAACUGUGAACAGAACAAGAAAAUUUGAACACAGGGAACUUCCCAGAGACUCAUACUCCAACCAAGGACUCUUCAUGGAGAUAACCUAGAACCCUGACA
Psammomys obesus (fat sand rat) is the source of this 2086-nucleotide messenger RNA. It is a transcript of the gene Gpc5, whose product is annotated as glypican 5. Gene Ontology annotation, biological process: positive regulation of canonical Wnt signaling pathway; regulation of protein localization to membrane; cell migration. Gene Ontology annotation, cellular component: cell surface; plasma membrane; extracellular region. The record is from RefSeq and is a predicted model, not a curated record. NCBI's taxonomy places the organism in Eukaryota, Metazoa, Chordata, Mammalia, Rodentia, Muridae. The transcript has 8 exons. The coding region runs from base 100 to 1914 and encodes 604 amino acids.